AUGCAUCUAGAUAACGCGGAGAGCCGCGUCCCUAAUUGUCGAUAUAAAUCGGCAGUAGAAGGACAGAAUUUCGACCACCGAAACGGUCCCAUAUCGUGGAUCGAGUACUAUUGCUGCGUAUGUUCACGUCGUCACGUUGCCAAGAUGGCGCUUAACCGAGAGAAGGAGAUUGCGUCUCUGAAAAAGGUUUUCAAGAAGCUCGCACACAAGGGACCAUUAUCGUCGGCAUACAUGCUUCCAGUGAAGUCUAUCUUUGGAUCAUCCAACUGCAUACUCGAGAUAAAGGUGCCACGGGGCUACCCAGACAAGGAUGUGGAAAUCAAAAUGAUUAACCCAAUACCGCACCUUUGGGCCAACAACUACGGAGUUAUAACAUGCCCCGAUUGGCUUAAGAAAUUGCCACUGGUGUAUGUAGUGGAAGCCGUCCUCACUCAGUUCGAUGGUUAUAGCAGCAACGCGUCUGCUGCUGCAACGGCGCCGAACCAACGGCAACAACACAACAUUGCGCAGCCAGUUACUCAACCAGAUGCCGAAGUCGCAUCAACAGCGCACAACCCAAUUGAUGGAGCCGAUGGAGGGUCAACCGGAGCCAACAAACACGACGCAUCCUCGGUAGAUCAACAGCAUUCCGCCCCAACUACGGAGGUUAACAGCGACGCCAACGUCGACGAACGGCUGUUGAAGGUCUGCCGCAAUCCUCCGACGGGGGUGUUUCAGACACUCCUAUGCGCCGACAGGGAAGAGGUCAUGAGCAUGCUCGCCAACGAGGACACACGCUGGAAGAUACUGUACAGCUCCCCGCAGUUGGAACCGCUGUUGUCGGAACUCCACCAGCUGCUGCAAGAGAACGAGGCUGCCGCCCUAGCGGUCAUCUCCACCGUCAACAAAAAGCAGGAGCGCCUUAAGUCAAUCGAGCAGAAAAUCAAAACGGUGGAAAACAUGGAGGUGAAACCUGCGGAUGCGACGAAAUUGAGGAAGAAGUAUCUGACUGCGUACCACGAACACAACAAGGCAUCCAUAAAGGCACUCAAGCAGCAAAUUGCCGACAAGGUAAAGGCCAUGGAACGGGGCGAGGUAUCAUUCCAUGAGUGCUACGAUGAGCUCUCCAAAAUGCACUUAAAGUGCAACGAACUAUCUGCGAUACAAAUAGCAAUGUUUCGUUAA
Babesia ovata is the source of this 1164-nucleotide messenger RNA. Its product is annotated as transcriptional family protein, putative. NCBI's taxonomy places the organism in Eukaryota, Apicomplexa, Aconoidasida, Piroplasmida, Babesiidae. The record is from RefSeq and is a predicted model, not a curated record. Bases 1 to 1164 code for a protein of 387 amino acids. The transcript has 3 exons.